AGGACGGAAAAUAUCCCCUUUUCCAGUGAGUGAGCCGACUUGUUCCCUUAUCUCGCCCUAUUGCCAGCGCGCACGAAAUGUCCCGCCCGGUGAGAACCCGGCUGACUUCGAAGUAGGAGCACAGUCCAGCGCGAGACCAGCCUUCAAUCGCUGCACGGGAGCGAUCCGUACAUUCUGUUUCGUUUUUAUAAUCCAGAGGAGUGUGAUAAAACGUCUCGGCGGAGCAGAUCGAUUGCGGUUUUUUCGGCGAAUAAUGUGCGUUGAUUGAUAGUGAGCUAGCGGGCAAACGGCACACGAAGCACCCAGGCGCCGAAAUAUGCUAUUUUCCAGCGCCGAGCGGGCCCAGUAGUGCAGAAAAGUUGGAUUUUCCGAGUUGGGGUCUCCACCCCAAAGGCCAGGCCAGCCAGCAGCAAUCAUCGAAUCCAUCAUCAUUAGAGGGUAGUGGAAGGAAAAAGUGAAAAAGCCAUUCGCCCAAUCGACCCAUCGCCGUCGUCGUCGUCGAGCGUGAGAGCAGUGAGAGCGGAAGAAAAUUGGAAGUGAGAGUGCGUAGCCCGUAGUAGUGGACUCGCGGACUGUUUCGUGUACCCUCCCAUAUUUUGGUUUGGGAGAGAGUGAGUGUGCCAUUCAAGUGUUGAUCGAAGAACGAGAGUGAGAGUGCGAGAGCGCAGGAGUGCAAAAUCUCCACGGUUCAAAAGGUGGAUAUUGGAUUUUUAUAUGUAAAGUAAUAUGGAGGAUCUGAAAGAUGGUGAUAUAUUUUAGUGAAAUACAAAGUUAGAAACGAAUUUAUUCGGAAGGAAAAGUGCACCAAAACGACGAAACGCCCCGGAAGGACCCGAUUUAGGAUUAGUGAUUGGAGUUGAAGCCUUCUGGGACCAGUGAAGAUAUCUGCCCUCAAGAGUGGAGAUUGUGCGAAAGUCCCAACAAUUGAAAACUGCAGAUAAUCGAUAAAUCGGUGUUGAAUUUUUUUUCCUCUCUCUGUGGCUGUGUGGCACCAGAAUAAAGUGUGUACGGGAAAAGCGAAUCUGUCCGGACGGAAGAAGAACAAGAAGAGGAGAGAAAGUCAGCACCCCUAAUUGUCCAUAAGUUUUGCUUUCUGGGAUAGUUUAUUACUUUAUCGCAAAUUGCUCGUCGAAACAGAAGGAAUCACAAGUGUUCAGUAGCUGCACCUCAGAAUGAAUGAGCUGGAAGCCCUUAGGCAGGAAGCGGAAACGCUAAAGAAUGCAAUCCGGGAUGCUCGGAAAGCAGCCUGCGACACUUCGCUGGUGCAGGCGACUAAUAAUCUGGAACCCAUCGGAAGGAUACAGAUGCGAACCAGACGUACCCUGCGAGGACACUUAGCGAAAAUCUACGCCAUGCACUGGGGUAGUGACUCACGCAAUCUGGUCUCCGCUUCGCAGGAUGGAAAGCUGAUUGUAUGGGACUCGCAUACGACGAACAAGGUUCAUGCGAUCCCGCUGCGAUCGUCCUGGGUCAUGACUUGCGCGUAUGCUCCGUCGGGUAACUUCGUUGCUUGCGGUGGCUUGGACAAUAUUUGUUCAAUCUACAAUCUGAAAACUAGAGAAGGAAAUGUAAGAGUAUCACGUGAGCUUCCGGGACAUACUGGAUAUUUGUCCUGCUGCCGGUUUCUAGAUGACAACCAGAUUGUCACCAGUUCCGGUGACAUGUCCUGCGGACUGUGGGACAUUGAGACCGGGCAGCAGUGUACAUCGUUCCUGGGACACACCGGAGACGUGAUGGCACUAUCCCUUUCUCCUCAGUGCCGUGUGUUUGUUUCCGGAGCUUGCGAUGCUUCGGCCAAGCUGUGGGACAUCCGUGAGGGCCAAUGCAAGCAGACCUUCCCUGGUCACGAGAGCGACAUCAACGCCGUGACUUUCUUCCCGAAUGGGCACGCAUUCGCCACCGGUUCGGAUGACGCCACCUGUCGGCUGUUCGACAUCCGUGCCGAUCAGGAAUUGGCCAUGUACUCGCACGACAACAUCAUCUGCGGCAUCACUUCGGUAGCAUUCUCCAAAUCCGGUCGGUUACUGCUGGCCGGGUACGAUGACUUCAACUGCAACGUGUGGGAUACGAUGAAAGCGGAACGGGCAGGUAUCCUGGCAGGUCAUGACAAUCGCGUAUCGUGCUUGGGAGUCACCGAGAACGGAAUGGCCGUUGCGACCGGUUCCUGGGAUUCGUUCCUGCGCGUCUGGAACUAAGUACGUGGAGACAAACAAUAGCAACCACUCACACAUACAAACAAGAACCACAACCAAACACUACACGCUGAAUUAUUUUUUGAACAGAACUCAAUCGAAUAGGAUUGAACGCAUUUCAUGGAAGCAAAACCACAAACCCAUCUUGAACUCAGAAGGCACAAAAUCACAGUAUGAUUGGAACCGAAUCCGCAAGUUUAAUUUAAGAACUACCGGCAGAAAAGUGCAUUUUUCGGAGAAAAGUUCUCAAAAACGAUUUAUUUUGUUAUGUUUUAGUAUUUUGUUUCUAGGUUUUUAACGAACGAGAACAUUUAGCACAAACAUUUUACGAUGUAACAAACAUAUGAUUGUUGUGAUAGUUUUCAAUCUUUACGCGCAAUUAUUUAUUUAUUUACUGUUAGAAGGAAUAGUUUCGGAGCUUUACUACUCUAUUUCUUUUUCGCGAGAACGCAUUUUACACAAUUGACAAAGGAACCAAAAACUAUUGUAUCGUUUGCUUUUAAGUCGUAUAUUAACUGUUGUUUUUAGUUUUAUCAAAGAGCUAUACUACUGUCAAUGUAGGUGAAUGUUAGACUGCUGAGGAAUCUUUAACCCAAACUCCUUCGAGAGAGAUUUUACGUUGUUUUAGACUUUGGUUUUACACAUACUACCAGACGGCUUCCAGAAAGCUGGAAGUUGGCUGUUUGCACAACCAUCGAAACCAUUGUUGACGAGUGAGCCGAUAACAGCAGCUAGACUGACUCAUAGGCGCAGCUUUUUGAUCGUCCAUAGUCAGGCUAGAUUGAAUUACCUGGAUCGCUAUCAUCAUUGGUUUACAUUCAUUUCUUAUCGUGUAUUACAUUCGAGUAUUGUUUUAAGUGGCUGCUUUUCAGCUGUAUUAGAUUUUCUAUUCGAAGCAAAGUGUUAUUCCUUCUAUUUGUACACAAACAUAUACAUGUAUGGAACGAUAAUCUAUUUAUACACACAACUUUGUAUUUAUUUAUAUUUAGUCUGUACAAUCAACCUCUAUUGAGCGAGAAGAAAGCAUAGAGCGAAGAGGAAGUUAUCAAAAAUCGAACAAAAAAAACAUUAAAGCGACAGUGUUGCCAGAAUCACUCCACCGUGCAAGAGCUCCCAAGGGGCGUUAUCUUAACGGAAAUGACGGAGCGGUCACAGUAUUCCUACACAUGUACCUCUCUCUUUUUGGGCCCGCCAGUUUUGGGGCAAAUCCAAUUAGGUUUCCUUAGGAUACUGAGCUCCUGCAUUUGGAAGGAUUCCGCACGAAAGUUUAAUUUUUAGGUUUUGAGAGACCACUUAGGGUGGACAUUCCCACUGCCGAAGUAGGUCUACUGAGGCAUCUGGAAUGGUUACCCUAUGGUCGGAUUCAAAUGCUCUCCUCAUUCGAAGCCAUAUUAAUUUACAACGUAUUUAUGAUAGCGAUUAUGUAUAAAAACAAGGUGAAAAAACGGUAGGAUCAAGCAUACCUAAACAUUCGCAUGGUUACCUUAAUUUGAACGAGAAUUUAGUUGCACUAGUCAAUACUAGGUGACAGUCGCUUAUCCUUGUUGUGUAUUUUUUGAACAAGACUCUGUUUGGAAUUCCUUUCGCAUAGUUGAAAAUGAGACAAGCAUGGAGCACGUCAAAUAGUCAGAGAAAUCAUGAUCAUAUAUCAAGAAAAGCACGAUGGAGAGGACAGAAACAUAGAAAUGCCUAUAAACUAAAAUUGAAAUCUUACACACAGAUGUGAGAUUGUUUUUAAAGUUCACAAAACAUUGCUAGGAAGGAAUGAACUGUCACAAACCAUAAUAAAACACAAGUACACAUUCUGUUUUAGUUUUUCUCGUGAAUAUUUGAAUCAUUAAACACAUAAACAUAUAGCGAAGAUAAGUGUGACAUGAGUAUUAUAGAGAAGCAAAAACAAACGGUAUAGAAAGCAAGAUCAUUGUUUGAAUAAUUAACCUGCAGUUCAGCGAGAAGCAUAGCACACACACACAUAUGCACGAUCCAAGUCACAAACAAUACCCAAUGGAACGUAUCGACAGGCGCAUCACCUCACACUAGUCAGCGCGCUGUGGGAAGAAAGGGCUCUCUGACACAGAAGGUGGAGCCACUGUGCUCCGCUUUGCUGACAAGUGUGUCGUCGCAAGCAUCUUCGUUUGCUAGUAUGCGUGUGCUCGGUGCGUUUGCGUUGGUCCACAGCAGUCGUUAUUCCAACGAAACAAAAAUUCACAAAUCAAAACGCAUUGCAUGAUUGGAUGAUGCAUUACAGAGAACAAUGCCCUCUGUGGAUCAACUGGAUCAAGCCGUUGGUGUGUGUGCAUUUCAGUCGAUUGAAAGAUCUUCGAACGGUUUGCAAGAAGAAAUUUCUAGUAAGCGCCACCCACUGCCUAGUAUCUUCAAAAAAAAAAAACAAGAAUAAAACCAAUAUUACAAACAAAAGUGACGAAAACUUAAACAAACUAAAGAAAAAGCAAAUAGGAUGUUAGAUUUGAAGCAGAGAACCAAUACUUUUACCAACAACAGAAACAUCAUGGAAAUUGGAUGAAUCAAUGGAUUACUAGCAAAUUGAAAAUUCCAUCAAACUCACACAGACACAUAUUGACCCUUUUUGUAACGCUUUUGCAAGUGUAAGCGUGCGCUGGUUACACCCAAAGACAGCGCAUAAUUUCAUUAAACAUACCGCGCAAUGAAGUCACUAAAACUGUGCGGAAACUUUCAUUGCCCCAGUGCAUUCAAUUCUACUCAUUUACACGGCUUUCUGUUUGUCAUCGUACCGUGUGUUGAUCAAACUUGGAUACCAUGAAGGCGGAUAGAACAAUCCACGCACACUUUGCCGGUAGCGUAACGAAACGGAACCACGAGAUGGCGUGCAAAGUCUGCCCAGAUCGAUCGCACACACGUCUUCAUCUUUGCCUACUACGUCAGCAAAGCUGACAGACUGAAGCAAGCUUUCAUGCCGACUUUGAUCGAACAAACACUGAACGUCAUUGUGACAAAUCGCUUCAUUUCGAUUGUUGCCAUUUUUCUCAGUGUACAAAACAUAUUGACAUCGUCAUGAACGCACGAAGACAAAUCUUUGAUUAUGGAUUAUGCUAAUAAUUUUGAAUAAAACACUAAAAUAAACCAACAGAUUUACACACUACUGUGUGGAAGUGGACAAAGGAAGCGAUUCAUGCAAACAAAUUGAACCAUUUAAUGAAAAAAACAAUUUUAUUCUUAGGGGCUUUUAAACAAAUGCGGACGCUUUUGAUAACGUCAUUUGUGCUUUGCGUCUGAAAAAGAAAUUUGAGUUUACCCUGUAAUGUGAACGUGUACGGAUGAAUAUGAAACCAAUAUGCGACUCAAAUGACCAAACAAGAAAACAGCAAGACACAAAUCCACGCGAAUUAUUUGAACUAUUGAUUGCACACACAUACACGUACAUAAGCAUCAACAGAAUGUGAUUCCGAAUCCCAAAUUUCCAUCUCAAGAAAAUCACAUCUUUCAUACUACCACGUCUUAGUUUGAAUUAAUAACAGAAAUCUCGAGUUUUCCAAAACGAGUUUUUAAAGGACGUUAUCUUUGAUGAACGAAGAAGUUUCAAAAACCAAAGAUCUGGCAUGAGCGCCUCAUAGCGAAACGAGGAAAAUACAUCAAACAAAUGAGACAAGCAAAAUCAACUCGUAUAUGAGCAGAACAGAUCAUGAAUUCUAAGUAAUUGAAAAAAAAACAACAUUUUAAGGUGAAAAUCUCUCUUUUACAAAACACCCAACAAAUGCAUGCGCUUUUCGUCCGCUAUUGCGUUCUGUCGUCACGGAGCAAAACCCUAAACCGACGACAGUCAGCGGGCAAAUCUCACACAGCAACUACAAACAAAAACUACAAGAGCUAGUGACAAUUUAGAGCGGUACAUUCGCACGAAGAACCGAAUGGAACGAACCGCAUCUUUGUGGAAAUACAAACAAAUAAGGAAAUGAAGAAGAACAAAC
Molecule: messenger RNA, 6139 nt
Organism: Aedes albopictus (Asian tiger mosquito)
Lineage: Eukaryota; Metazoa; Arthropoda; Insecta; Diptera; Culicidae
Product: guanine nucleotide-binding protein subunit beta-1
Exons: 1
Coding region: 1173-2195 (340 amino acids)
Biological process (GO): G protein-coupled receptor signaling pathway
Cellular component (GO): cytoplasm; heterotrimeric G-protein complex
Molecular function (GO): protein binding; signaling receptor complex adaptor activity
Source: RefSeq, a predicted model, not a curated record